GCCGGAGCUGCUGCUGCACACAAUGGGAGGCCGCCUGAGCCAGGCCCUGUCUCUUGCAGUGAAACCCGCUGCGCCAGCGAACCUGAGCAUCUGCAACACGAGCAACAACCAGCUGCAGCUGACCUGGGCCUCCGUGUACCACAAGCCUGCCUGCCUAGAACACACCGUCCGAUACAAGAGCAACAAGGACACUGACUGGACGGAGCACGUGGUCAGAGACGAGAUCUUCUCCUUGCCCAGCGUGGACUUCGAGAAGCAUUACACGUUCUACGUGAGGAGCAAGAUCAGCCAGUACUGCGGCAGCACCCGGCUGUGGAGCGAGUGGAGCCUGCCCGCGGCGUGGGGCAGGAACGCGUCAGACCACCGCGUGGAGUGCGUGGUCUUCAACGACGAGUACCUGACCUGCGUGUGGGGCAGCAGAGCUACACUGACAGCCAACUACUCCCUCUACUACUGGUACACGCUGCCCAGGCCUGGAAACCAGUCGUCAGCAGUGGAGUGCAAGCGCUACCUCCAGGAGCAGGGCCUCAACACCGGCUGCUGGUUCGCCCGCAGCGAGAUCCUGCAGUUCCGCAGCUUCCACAUCCACGUCAACGCCAGCCAGCAGGGCUCCCAGCUCGUCAUCCCCAGCAGCGCCAUGAAGCUGCAGGACCUAGGUAGGGGAUCAGCCCGGGGGCGGCGGUGCACCGGGGGCUCUGGCCACGCGCCCCCGGGGGCGGCG
This is a messenger RNA of Pelodiscus sinensis (Chinese soft-shelled turtle), 721 nucleotides long. The record is from RefSeq and is a predicted model, not a curated record. NCBI's taxonomy places the organism in Eukaryota, Metazoa, Chordata, Testudines, Trionychidae.